GUCAGCUGGAGCAGGCACAAGCGGAACUCCAAAUCAAACCAAAUCAUUGUAUUUUCUCUGCAAACGAUGACGCCUUUUAAGCUAUUGUCCUCUUUCAUUCUUUUAAUUGUUACCGUUGGCUACUGUUUCGCCGACGGUGACCACGAAAUGGAGGAGUUCCUGAAACGGGAGUAUUCCCUCACCAAGCCCUAUCAAGCUGUGGGGUCUUUAAGCUCCUCCCACUGGGAGCUGAUGGGCGAUGCCAUGGUAACCACCGAGCAGGUGCGACUCACACCUGACAUGCAGAGCCGACAGGGGGCAGUGUGGAGCCGCCUUCCUUGCCACCUGAAUGACUGGGAGAUGCAGGUGCACUUCAAGAUUCACGGGAAAGGAAAGAAGAACCUCAAUGGUGAUGGCUUGGCUAUUUGGUACACUAAGGAGCGCAUGCAGAAAGGUCCUGUAUUCGGGAAUAAGGACAAUUUCACUGGAUUGGGACUUUUUGUGGACACGUAUCCCAAUGAGGAGAAACAACUAGAGGGGCUGUCUUUUGUGUUCUUUUGUGCAUUCGCAUGGGGACAGGCACAAAAAAAGAGAUACACUCCGAGCACGCAGAGGGUGUUCCCCUUCGUUCUCGCCAUGGUGGGCAACGGCACCAUCAGCUACGACCACGAGCGGGACGGCCGGCCCACCGAGCUGGGGGGCUGCAACGCCAUGGUGCGCAACCUGAAGCACGACACCUUCCUCUUCAUCCGAUACGUCCGCCGCAGGCUGACGGUGAUGAUAGACAUUGACGGACAACACGAGUGGAGGGACUGCCUGGAUCUGCCUGGCGUGCGGCUGCCCAAGGGCUUUUAUUUUGGCGCCACCGCAAUUACAGGAGACCUCUCAGACAACCACGACAUCAUUUCACUGAAACUCUACCAAUUGACGGUGUUGCGGACCAAACAGGAAGAAGAAGAACAGGAGGAGGAAAUCACAAUACCCAGCGUGGAUAACAUAGAGCUGCUCAGAUUGGGUCGGACCGAGGAAGGAAUGAGCGGAUUGGCCGUUUUCUUCACGGUGCUCUUCUCCAUGUUGGGUUGCAUCUUCCUGGUGGUCGUCGGCCUGCUGCUCUACGGUCACUGGAACGAGAGCCGGCGCAAGCGCUUCUACUGAGGAGGAGAGUGGGGGGUGGGUUCGGGUUCGGGGAUGGAACUUAACAGCACUGAGUCCACACUGUGGCUGACACAAGUUGGUCGGUUUUGGCAAGAAAGACUUCACAGAGCAGGAUCCUCACACAGAACUUUACGCUUAACCUCUUCUGAGCAGCUCCAUCUGACUCUUUACUCUUUUACUGUUGAAUUGGCGUCCUCAAACCUUUUGGGUCCAGGGGAGAAUUUUUUUUCCAAACACUACUUCAUAAUCCUAAAACCAAUUAAACAUAACUACCAUGUGUACCUCUCAAUGGCAUAGGAAUUCAAAGUUGAUAAAUUUUUAGCGGGGGGAAAAAAAGAGGCAUAAUGUUACACUAACAAAUUUAUAUCUUUUAGAUGGAAAGUUAUGAGAAUAAGUUGUAUUUUUUAAUGAAAAAAAUACAUCUUUACAAGAACAAAAAACACGAGAAUAAUAUCACAAUGAUAUUAAAGGGUCAAUAUUACUAUGAAGUGCCUUUGGUGCACUCAUCAGAAUUACGCAGUCACCAUGAAAAUGGAACAGAAUAAUGAAACUCUGAGAUCUCAUUAUAAGUGGCCAAAUAUUUGCACACAUACCUGUACAAUGAUAAGUCUUUUAAAAUUUGUUUUCCCUUUGGAUGUACAUGAUUUUGGCAUGUCCCACUCCACACACUGCUCUGCUAACUACAGUGUUUAUAGUAAACGGUUAAAUAUAGUCCACUACAAGUUAUUUGAUUAUAUGCGUCAUUUAAUCGUAUAUUUCUAUUCUUAUAUUUAACAUUUUGCAUAUGACCCUGCGGUCCACCCUGGCGCUAUGGGUAUCUGCCCUUUUAAGAAACGCUGUGAUGUUUUCAGUGUUUUGUCUUUCUUCAGUGGAGGCUGAAACGCUGCAUAGCUGCAGAAUUUACAUUUCUGUUUUGUCAUUUUCAUCGUAUUAUGUGUAUAGUUAGAUGUUGUCAAGCUGAACAUGUCCACUCUGUCAUAGUGAAAUAUCAAUGAUAUCAAAACUAAAAUUAAAAAUAUAUUUGUUAGACAGUACACAGUCAGGUUGCUAACUGAGUGGUUGUAGCAGUAAUUACUGUAAUACAAUGAAUAUGGAAUGAAUGAAUGUUAAAUACAUUUAAUACUGUGGGGGGUGACAUGGGAAAGUCUCAAAUGCACCUUACUAUAUGUUAUUGACUCUUAAGUCAUAUUUUAACAAAUGGAAUUUUAAAAAUACAACUUUAUUCUCACAAUAUGCCUUUCAUCCUGGAAUUCUAAAACAAAAUUUAAAAAAAAACAACAAAAAAAAGAUUGUUUUUGAAAAAACAUGCCAAAGUUCUCUAAUGAUUUGUCACAAUCAGAGCUUUUAAUUGGCCCAAAGCUAAGCUAGGGAAGAGUAAUUGGUUUAUUAUGUAUGUUUUAUUGGCCGCUGGUCCCCAUAUGUAAGUAUGGACUUUUAUAAAAAUGAAUUUAGUGCAACUUAUCACGGACACCACUUUGAGAACCCCUGGACUAUGUGUUGAUUUGUCCCCUGUUAGGCUUUUCUGACCUGCUGCUGUAUAAGGUUGAAGAUAUACUGUAUGUCGUGGCGUUUCUGCACAGUGUAUACAGUCAGUGGCCUCAACAUUAGACACACCUGCACAUUAUGAAGUGGCUACUACACAUGUACUGAUUUUUAACAUCUUAACACUUCAGCACAGUGACCAUCAAAAGAAUGAACCACAGAAGUAGAUAUGGUGCUCAGUAUAAUAUGAGGAAUACACCUAAUCUAUAAAUGAUAAAUUGCAUACUACUUUUCAAUUCCUGUGGGCCCUGUAAAAGGCCACGAGGUGACAGUUGUCACUCUGCCAGGCACCUUUCUGCUCCCUCACAAUCAUGUUUCCAUCAGAUGUCUUAAAAACAGUGAGUCAUUUGUUUUAUUUUAGCGGUUAAUUUCUCUUUACACUUGUACGACAGUUUAAAACAUUGCAGACACAGACAAAUGUUUUAUGAUGGUAACAGUUUGUGUUUGGACCGGAUUAAUUCAUUUUACAGUUUAGUAUGGGAAGAUUUAAAAUGUUUUUUUAAUGAGAACAACUGGAGCAGAUCGUGUUCCACAUUGGAGGUUCUGCUGCAGUUGAAUAUCAAAUGUAACUUUUAUUACCUUUCCUUUUCAGUAUGCUAAAGAAAGUAGAUCACAUUUAUUGUAACUUUUGCAUUAUGAAAAUCCUGCAUUUGCUGUAUUUCAACCUUGACUGUGCACUGAAAGGAAGGUUUUGUUUUUUACAGUUUUUUUUUUUUUUUUUGCAUGUUGUGUAUUUCAUGUUCAUUCCACAAGCUUUGCUGUUGUGAGCGAGUAGAUGCAGAAGAGCUGACCGUCUUCUUAAAAUAUUGUAAAUUAUGACUAGGACACUUUCUAGUUAUGUUAUAUGAUGCCUCAUUUGUUAGCUUUUCCCUCAAGAUGCCUAUACCCUUUUAUACCCUUUUUCAUACUUGCAUAGACCAAACAAGUACCAUACCUCAUUAAAGACUAUAAACAUUUGAACAGCGAAGCUAUUGCCUGACUAAAGGUAUCAUUUUUGUAAUUACAUUCAGACACCCCACCCCAAAAGAAAUAGAUUAGUGUAGAUGUUUAAUUUUAUUAAAAAAAUAAAAUACAAAUGAUGACCCAAACAUCACACAGCAGACAUAAUAAACAAAAAAAGCAUUAUUAUCCAUCAGUCAGUGCCUCCCCCUUUUCGGCGGAAAACAUAAAAGGUCUUAUUUGGAAAGAGAAAACCAAUCCAACCACAGCACCUCCAUCAAGUCAACUUCCAUCUUCCACACUGAGGUCUUCCAUUAAGCAAUACACAAAACUGUAUGUCUCUAAGUAUGAAAGGCAGCCGUUAAAUAUUCAUUUUGUGAAUGUUUAAAUAUGGAAAAAAAGAAAGCUGCUGUUUAAACAAAAUAAUGCACCAAAAGGGAUGGACGGAACAGUGACAAACCCACCAAAAUAUGAAUAAAUCCAAUAACAAACACAAUUGACUUCCUCCUCGUAACUUAAUCAUAAAUGUUAGUGGUUGAAAAGGAAGGUUAGCUGUUACUGUCUCCAAAUGAGGGGAAUUAAAGUAUAUAUACAAACAAAAAAUGCCUUUUUUUAAAGCCCCUCUGUGUACAUACAUUGUUGCUGUAGCAUUACAUUUUUUUAAUUAACAAAUAGACCACAGACACACACAGAGAGAAAGAUUACAGUACGGUGCUGUGCCACAGUACUGAGAGUUAUAUUGCUAGUACUGGUGCCCACGUGACAGAGGAAGUGGGGGGCAGCAUUAGAACAGUUAGGUUUUAUUUUUAUUUUAUUUUGUAUUUUUUGCAUAGCCUGGUUGAGUGACGUAUACACGACACUGCAGAUGUAAAAACUACCAUUCGGAUACAAGGAUGAAAUGUAACUAAUGCUUUGGCUUAAUGGGCGGGAAGAAACAUU
Molecule: messenger RNA, 4554 nt
Organism: Phycodurus eques (leafy seadragon)
Lineage: Eukaryota; Metazoa; Chordata; Actinopteri; Syngnathiformes; Syngnathidae
Gene: lman2la
Product: lectin, mannose-binding 2-like a
Exons: 9
Coding region: 67-1134 (355 amino acids)
Biological process (GO): Golgi organization; endoplasmic reticulum organization; endoplasmic reticulum to Golgi vesicle-mediated transport
Cellular component (GO): Golgi membrane; endoplasmic reticulum membrane; COPII-coated ER to Golgi transport vesicle
Molecular function (GO): D-mannose binding
Source: RefSeq, a predicted model, not a curated record